AUCUUAACUUCCUUUUUUUCCGAAACAUCCGCCAUCAUGGGUCGCAUGCACUCUUUCGGUAAGGGUAUCUCCCAAUCUGCUUUGCCGUAUCGAAGAAGCGUUCCGACAUGGCUCAAAAUGAGCAGCGAAGACGUAACGGAGCAAAUCUUAAAGUUCGCCAAGAAAGGUCUUACUCCUUCUCAAAUCGGUGUCAUCUUGCGUGACUCUCACGGAGUUGCCCAAGUUAGAUUUGUAACUGGCAACAAGAUUUUGAGAAUCUUGAAAUCUAAAGGAUUGGCCCCAUCCAUCCCUGAAGAUUUGUACUAUUUAAUCAAGAAGGGUGUUGCCAUCAGGAAGCACUUGGAAAAGAACAGAAAGGACAGAGACGCCAAGUUCCGUUUGAUCUUGGUUGAAAGUAGAAUUCAUCGUUUGGCCAGAUACUACAAGACUAAGAAGGUCUUGCCACCAACCUGGAAAUACGAAUCUUCCACAGCUUCAGCUUUGGUGGCCUAA
Dimorphilus gyrociliatus is the source of this 492-nucleotide messenger RNA. The record is from the annotation of a GenBank genome assembly. NCBI's taxonomy places the organism in Eukaryota, Metazoa, Annelida, Polychaeta, Dinophilidae.